This is a messenger RNA of Penicillium verhagenii, 1161 nucleotides long. RefSeq names its product putative aminopeptidase (gene lap1). NCBI's taxonomy places the organism in Eukaryota, Fungi, Ascomycota, Eurotiomycetes, Eurotiales, Aspergillaceae. The transcript has 3 exons. The record is from RefSeq and is a predicted model, not a curated record. Gene Ontology annotation, molecular function: metalloexopeptidase activity. The coding region runs from base 1 to 1161 and encodes 386 amino acids. Gene Ontology annotation, biological process: proteolysis.
AUGAAGUUCCUAGCACUUGCGUUGAGCGCAACGGUCUCGACCGCUCUGGCUGCAGUGAUCCCCCAAGAACCGCUGGGGCCCUCAAUUGUCCAAAAUACCCAACAGCCCAAGUGGUUGAUCGAGUUGGCUCCAUACACCACCCGAUGGGUGACCGAGGAGGAAAAGUGGGCAUUGAAAUUAGAUGGUGUCAACUUCAUUGACAUUACUGAUGAGUUCCAGUCCGGAUCUUACGGCACGCUCCACACACAGCGCGUCGUCCGGUACCCGGGCCAGAUGCAACACACUGAAGCCGUGACUCCACUGGCCGCUGAGCUCUCCAAGAGCAACAUGAAGAAGCACCUGGAACACUUUACCUCCUUUCACACUCGCUACUAUAAGUCCCAGACUGGCAUCCAGUCUGCCGAAUGGCUGUUGGAUCAGGUCACAACCGUGGUGCACGAAUCCGGUGCCAGUAAGCACGGCGCAACCGUGGAGCGGUUCGACCACCCGUGGGGCCAAUUUAGCAUUGUCGCCCGCAUCCCGGGUCAGACCAAUAACACUGUGGUGCUGGGCGCCCACCAGGACAGCAUCAACUUGUUCCUUCCCUCUAUCCUAGCGGCGCCAGGUGCAGAUGACGAUGGAAGUGGAACUGUUACGAUCCUCGAGUCUCUCCGAACCCUGCUGCGGUCGGAGGCGAUUACUACGGGUCAGGCAGAGAACACUAUCGAGUUCCACUGGUACUCGGCCGAGGAAGGUGGCCUGCUGGGCUCCCAAGCUAUCUUCUCCAAGUACAAGAAAGAUCACCGUGAAAUCAAGGCUAUGCUACAGCAGGACAUGACUGGCUAUGUCCAGGGUACGCUGGAUGCCGGUCUGCCAGAGUCGGUGGGUGUCAUUGUUGACUACGUCGACCAAGGUCUCACCGCAUUCAUUAAGGAAGUCAUCACCACCUACUGUGAUAUCCCUUACGUCGAGACCAAGUGCGGCUAUGCCUGCUCUGACCACGCUUCGGCCAGCCGAUUCGGUUAUCCCUCAGCCUUUGUCAUUGAGUCCCAAUUCGAGAACUCUGACAAGAGAAUCCACUCCACCGAUGACUUGAUUAAGUACCUCAGCUUUGAUCACAUGUUGCAGCAUGCUAAGAUGAGUCUGGCUUUUGCAUACGAGUUGGCAUUUGCUCCUUUCUAA